AAUCCAAAGGCCAAGAGUUAUUUAAAAAAUAAUAAAACCCCAGCAAAAAUAAUAAUAAUAAAUCCAUCCCAAAAAAGGCAGAAAGGUUUGCUGACUGGUUUUCUCUAUUCAAAGACUGCAACUUUCUCUCUUCCCCUCCUUCCUUCCCUCCCUCCCUCCAUCGCCGCACAGAAAUGGAAGACGCAGAACACCUUCUCGCUACAAUAACGCCUUCACAGGAGGAGAAGCUACGGAGCUGCGAUUUCGCCGGAGCCUUCCCGGAGAACUCCAACUCAGUUUCGUCUUCCCCGCCGCGGACGCCGCCGCCGCAGAGCGGUUCAGCUGGCCGAACCACCUCCCAACCCUAUCUCUCCGGAUCCGAAAACCCUAGACCGAAUGGCAAGGAGCAGGUGCGCAUUGAGGUGAUGGAUUUGGAUUCCGAUUCCGAUUCCGAUGGCAACGAGGAAGGGUUGAUCAGGAAGAAGAAAACAGCGCCGGAGCCUCGCCGGAGAGAGUCCAAUGGCUGUUUGGGGAAGCGAAAAUUGCCGGCGUCAAUGGGGGGAUGUGAGAAGGCUAGUGAUGGCGGCGUGAAAAUUGGGGGUUUUAAGGACUUGAUGGAGGUUUUGCAAGGCGUGCUUGAGAAGGCCAGUGAUGGCGGCCAUGGCGGCGGAGAGGGUUUCAGUUUAUUGGAGACGGCUGAGAGGCAUGGUUGGGAAUUUCCCCGGCCCCGGUGGUGGCCACCGGAGGGAUUUUAGGAUUAGUUCUAACUCGAAAUGAAUCUGGAUUAGUAUUAACACUUUUUUGCCAUUAGUAUGUACUUUUUGGAUCAAUAUGUA
This is a messenger RNA of Ipomoea nil (Japanese morning glory), 815 nucleotides long. RefSeq lists its product as uncharacterized. The coding region runs from base 174 to 734 and encodes 186 amino acids. The record is from RefSeq and is a predicted model, not a curated record. The transcript is spliced from 2 exons. NCBI's taxonomy places the organism in Eukaryota, Viridiplantae, Streptophyta, Magnoliopsida, Solanales, Convolvulaceae.